AUGAUUGUACGUUGCAUGCUGCUACUCUGGUUAAUCGCCCUGGCGUUGACAAGCAUGCCAGUUAUGGGUUUCGGUGUGUACUACAAAGGUGAACGAUGUAUUCGAUACCGAGAAGCCACCGAGCCAGCUGAUGUCGCCUACGCGUACGUUUGGUUCGUUUUCGGUGACAUCAAGCGCACAUCCAUCUUAAUCGAGUGUCGAAUCUUCGUGAACAGGCACGGGCCUCUGUCUGUCGAUCGUUUGGUGCAACCUGGCGGUUUCCAGGGCGCUCAGCAAACUGAAUUGCAGAGCCGGGGUACUCCGGCGAGUAACGAGAUCAUCGUCAAGAGCGAAACCGCUAUUGACAGUGACAGGGCCAACGCCAGAAAUCGUCACCACCGUGGAGGAGAGGGCAUUCGCGAGAUUGAUGGCCGUACUAUCAAUAUCAUUUCCAUCCCAUUGGCGCAGUUCGCGAUGCAGCUACCUCAGAAGGCGAUAUUCGCGCGUAAACUGAUUCGUAUGUUUCACUUGGCGGCCGACGUGCUACUUUGUAUUCACUUCACCCUGGAUCCGUACAUCUACGUACUGCUGAGGAUGCCACGGCCGAGAUUCCGCCUUCUGAAACCCCUGUGCAAGAUCUGUUGGCCAGCUAGAAGCCGGUCGAGUUCGUUCAAUGGUACCACAGACCACCAGGGCAGCAGUGGUGAUCCGUCGACCCCGAUCACCGAGGCACCCUCCAUGCCGGUCAACGAGGAACACGAUCCUCAUUUAGUGUCGGCGUCGGUCUGA
Messenger RNA from Heterotrigona itama, 768 nucleotides. NCBI's taxonomy places the organism in Eukaryota, Metazoa, Arthropoda, Insecta, Hymenoptera, Apidae. The record is from the annotation of a GenBank genome assembly.